UUAUGUCGGCCGCAAAUACACAACAUUGGGCUGAGGAGGCGAUUCAGGCGAAGACCCCCACGGGCUGAAUGUCACAUAUGUGUCACGGAUAGCGGCGGUGUUUUCUCUCUGUCAAAUUUGGGAUUUACGCCACAGUGAAGCAAUCCCCGAGAGGAAUUCGUCUGCUGUAAAGAUAGAUCGACAUUGGAGAAGGUCAAGGCGAGAGAGCCGAGAUAAGUGCUUGUGAAAGAGGAGGAGCUGGAAUAGCGAAGGAAAGGGGGAGAUUUAACAGAAAAUAAAGGAAGGGAAAGAAGAAGAUAAGAUAGGAAAAUAAGAGAAAGAGCGUCAGACAAAAUAAACAUCGUGAUUAAAGACCCGAGUUUCUUACGCCACUGCCCGCAAUCUGAGUUUUCUUCACUGGUUGGACUUGAAGAGAGUGUAAUGCCUAUCUUGGUUCUGGCUACAAGGUUGGAGCAAAUGCUGGUAUUGUAGGGAUGACGAAAGAGCACCUAGGUCUUGCCUUGGCCCUCAAUGUGCCUGUGUUUGUUGUAGUAACCAAGAUUGAUAUGUGUCCCCCUAAUGUUCUACAAGACACUCUCAAAUUGCUUCACAAAAUUCUCAAAAGUGUUGGAUGUCGAAAGGUUCCGCUUUUGGUUCGAAAUGCAGAGGAUGUAGUCGUUUCAGCUACUAAUUUUGUUUCAGAGAGAUUAUGUCCCAUCUUCCAAGUGUCAAAUGUGAAUGGAGAGAACUUGGAUCUUUUGACAAUGUUUUUGAAUCUCCUGUCCUCAAGAACUCCACAGAAUGAUAAUGAGCCUGCACAGUUCCAAAUUGAUGACACCUACCAAGUGCCUGGUGUAGGUGUUGUGGUAUCUGGGACAUGCAUGAAAGGUGUUAUUCGGGUUAAUGACACACUCCUCCUUGGGCCCAACGGCUUAGGGGAUUUUAUUCCCAUGCCAAUAAAGUCCAUUCACCGUAAGCGCAUGCCAGUGCGUGAGGUGCGAGGGGGACAAACUGCAUCAUUUGCACUUAAGAAGAUCAAGAUUGGUGAGGUUCGGAAAGGACAAGUGUUGGUUGAUCCAUCUCUGAAUCCUACUUCCUGCUGGGAGUUUAAGGGGGAAAUUUUGGUGCUUCACCAUCCAACAACAAUCAGCACCAAAUAUCAAGCAAUGGUUCACGUUGGCUCUGUCAGGCAGACUGCCUCAAUCAUUGCCAUGGACAAGGAAUGUUUAAGAACUGGAGAUAAAGCUGUUGUUCACUUUAGAUUUAUUAAACAUCCAGAAUACCUGAAGAAUAAUCUAAAAAUGGUGUUCCGUGAAGGUCGUACGAAAGCUGUGGGGAGAGUGCUGGAGGUCAUACCAAAGAUGGCAUCUCUACAGAACCAAAAGAACAAUCACAAGAUCAUGAAAAUGGUUAAACAG
Molecule: messenger RNA, 1397 nt
Organism: Penaeus vannamei (Pacific white shrimp)
Lineage: Eukaryota; Metazoa; Arthropoda; Malacostraca; Decapoda; Penaeidae
Source: RefSeq, a predicted model, not a curated record